This is a messenger RNA of Clunio marinus, 186 nucleotides long. Lineage: Eukaryota; Metazoa; Arthropoda; Insecta; Diptera; Chironomidae. The record is from the annotation of a GenBank genome assembly.
AUGCUGUUGAUGUUCAUCAUUGUCACGAUCAUCAAGCGACUGCUCGUUUCACCAAAAAUAAAACUUUUCGGUGAUCACAGUUGGAUGUCAGGAAAACGAAAAAGGAAUAAAUUGGUUGGUUGUAUGGGAAACAGUGAACUUUAUUUGGCUUAUUGUCGUACAGUAAAACAUUUCAGCAUGUGGUGA